Molecule: messenger RNA, 2781 nt
Organism: Budorcas taxicolor (takin)
Lineage: Eukaryota; Metazoa; Chordata; Mammalia; Artiodactyla; Bovidae
Gene: RNPEPL1
Product: arginyl aminopeptidase like 1
Exons: 11
Coding region: 1-2163 (720 amino acids)
Biological process (GO): proteolysis
Molecular function (GO): zinc ion binding; metalloaminopeptidase activity
Source: RefSeq, a predicted model, not a curated record
AUGGCGGCGCAGUGCUGCUGCCGCAAGGCACCCGGCGCCGAGGCCGCGCCCGCCCGCCCGCCGCCCGAGCCGCCGCCCGCCCUGGACGUGGCCUCGGCCUCCAGCGCGCAGCUCUUCCGCCUCCGCCACCUGCAGCUGGGCCUGGAGCUGCGGCCCGAGGCGCGCGAGCUGGCCGGCUGCCUGGUGCUCGAGCUGUGCGCGCGGCGGCCCGCGCCCCGCGCGCUCGUGCUCGACGCGCACCCGGCCCUGCGCCUGCACUCGGCCGCCUUCCGCCGCGCCCCCGCCGCCGCCGCCGCCGCCGCCGCCGCCGCCGAGCCGCCCUGCGCCUUCGCCUUCGCCGCCCCCGGGCCGGGACCCGCACCGCCGCCGCCGCUGCCCGCCUUCUGCGAGGCGCCCGGCGCGGAGCCCGCCUGCUGCCCGCUGGCCUUCAGGGUGGACCCGUUCACCGACUAUGGCUCCUCGCUCACCGUCACGCUGCCCCCUGAGCUGCAGGAGCACCAGCCCUUCCAGGUCAUCCUGCGCUACACCUCGACCGACGCCCCCGCCAUCUGGUGGCUGGACCCAGAGCUGACGUACGGCAGCGCCAAGCCCUUCGUGUUCACCCAGGGCCACUCCGUCUGCAACCGCUCCUUCUUUCCGUGCUUUGACACGCCCGCGGUCAAGUGCACCUACUCGGCUGUGGUCAAGGCCCCGUCGGGGGUGCAGGUCCUGAUGAGCGCCACACAGAGCACCUACGUGGAGGAGGAGGGCGUCUACCGCUUCCACAUGGAGCACCCCGUGCCCGCCUACCUCGUGGCCCUCGUGGCCGGGGACCUCCAGCCCGCAGACAUCGGGCCCAGGAGCCGCGUGUGGGCCGAGCCGUGUCUCCUGCCCACGGCCACCAGCAAGCUGUCGGGCGCGGUGGAGCAGUGGCUGAGCGCGGCCGAGCGGCUCUACGGGCCCUACCUGUGGGGCAGGUAUGACAUCGUCUUCCUGCCCCCGUCCUUCCCCAUCGUGGCCAUGGAGAACCCCUGCCUCACCUUCAUCAUCUCCUCCAUCCUGGAGAGCGACGAGUUCCUAGUCAUCGACGUCAUCCACGAGGUGGCCCACAGCUGGUUUGGGAACGCCGUCACCAACGCCACAUGGGAGGAGAUGUGGCUGAGCGAGGGCCUGGCCACCUACGCCCAGCGGCGCAUCACCACCGAGACUCACGGUGCGGCCUUCACCUGUCUGGAGACAGCCUUCCGCCUGGACGCCCUGCACAGGCAGAUGAAGCUUCUUGGAGAAGACAGCCCAGUCAGCAAGCUGCAGGUCAAGCUGGAGCCAGGUGUGAACCCCAGCCACCUGAUGAACCUGUUCACCUACGAGAAGGGCUACUGCUUCGUGUACUACCUGUCCCAGCUCUGUGGGGACCCCCAGCGCUUUGACGACUUCCUCCGAGCCUACGUGGAGAAGUACAAAUUCACCAGCGUGGUGGCCCAGGACCUGCUGGAUUCCUUCCUGACCUUCUUUCCAGAGCUGAAGGAGCAGAGCGUGGACUGCCGGGCAGGGCUGGAGUUCGAGCGCUGGCUGAAUGCCACGGGCCCCCCGCUGGCCGAGCCAGACCUGUCUCAGGGAUCCAGCCUGACGCGGCCCGUGGAAGCCCUUUUCCAGCUGUGGACUGCCGAGCCCCUGGACCAGGCGGCCGCCUCCGCCAGCGCCAUCGACAUUUCCAAGUGGAGGACCUUCCAGACGGCGCUCUUCCUGGACCGGCUGCUGGAUGGGUCCCCACUGCCCCAGGAGGUGGUGAUGAGCCUGUCCAAGUGUUACUCGUCCCUGCUGGACUCCAUGAACGCCGAGAUCCGCAUCCGCUGGCUGCAGAUCGUGGUCCGCAACGACUACUACCCCGACCUCCACAGGGUCCGGCGCUUCCUGGAGAGCCAGAUGUCGCGCAUGUACACCAUCCCACUGUACGAGGACCUGUGCACCGGCGCCCUCAAGUCCUUCGCUCUGGAGGUCUUCUACCAGACGCAGGGCCGGCUGCACCCCAACCUGCGGAGGACCAUCCAGCAGAUCCUGUCACAGGGCCUGGGCCCCGGCGCAGAGCCAGGCGGGGCCGUGGCGGACUCGGAGCCGGGCCUGCUGCUCGGGGACGAGGCCCCGGGCAGCGCCAUCUCUCUCAGGGACGUCAACGUGUCUGCCUAGCGCUCGCCUCCCAGACACCACGAUUGUGCCUUCUGGGCCCCAGGCCUGGCUGAAGGGGCUCUGCCGGGGCCCCUCCAGGGCCGACCGAGGCCUGUGGACCUGCCCCCCCACACCCCAAGCGCUCUUGCACUGCGGGCCCUCCUGUCUCAACACUGACUGCCAGGCACUGCCCUGGGUCAACGGCAACCGCCACACUGUGCCUUCUGCCUGCCAGGAGGGCCUGGGCUGCCACGCCCACCCCGCACGCCUGCCUCCUUGGAGCCCUGGACCCCCGCCCCCCCGCCCCCAGGCCGGCAGCCUCCCUCAGUCCCUGCCCGAGGGACGAGGACGCAGACAUGCCCACGCCCUCCCCGUGGGGGACGGGGCGCCGCAGAGACGGUGGAUGUCCCUGGGGAGGGGGGCCCCGGAAAGCCUUAGCUCCUCAGGGAACUCAGGGCCCCAGGCCCCGGGGCCAGUGCAGCAAUAACGCGCAGGAAGGCGGGCGGCACUGGUGCUCUUUCUAGGCCCACCCUGCUGGAAGAGGCCCGGGGAGCCCCGGGGUUUGAGCUGGGCCCCCGGGGGGACCUCCGCUCGGGGUCACCACGAUUGUCCCAUUAAACCUCCACUCUGCAGACUGCC